Messenger RNA from Grosmannia clavigera kw1407, 2805 nucleotides. Its product is annotated as phospholipid metabolism enzyme. Lineage: Eukaryota; Fungi; Ascomycota; Sordariomycetes; Ophiostomatales; Ophiostomataceae. Gene Ontology annotation, biological process: vacuole inheritance; protein localization to vacuolar membrane; positive regulation of phosphatidylinositol biosynthetic process. The transcript is spliced from 2 exons. Gene Ontology annotation, cellular component: fungal-type vacuole membrane; PAS complex. The record is from RefSeq and is a predicted model, not a curated record. The coding region runs from base 1 to 2805 and encodes 934 amino acids.
AUGGACAAGUCGUCCAAUCUCGCAAAUGGCGCGUCUGCCAACCAGACACACGGCCUGAACCCCACGCCCGUCCGCGAAUCAGUAUCGGCCUCCGUCCGCAGAGCGGAUCUGUCACGGUCCACAAGACCAGCACCGCAAAUAUCACAGGUCGCUUCGCUGUCCCCGUCCUUGCCCUCGUCCCCAUUUGCGUCUCGAGAGCCAUCCCCGAUUCGUCCUUCGGUCCGCCCCAACAAAUCCGUAAAAGCAGCCUUGGCCGCGGCUCCAUCACCAGGUCCGACAUUGUCAGCAUCGCAGGCAGCAGCAGCAGCAUUGCCCUCAUCGCAGGCAGCAUCGUCAUCCACAAACCCCCAAACUCCGGGCUUCCGCAUACGACGGAGCAGCCAACAAGACCCCAGUCCACCACGUCUCUCCCGGUCCAAAAUCCGAACGCCAACGGCGCUGAAGUCGACGACACUGUCCAACACGGCCAUACCCUCACUACCGCCCGCAACCUCCGAUGCCUCCUCCGUCCAUACUCCAGGCCCACAGAAAUCCGAACAGCCACAAGGCUCGCCCCGCUGGCCCAUCUCACCCCGUCUGCGCUCUCCGCCUCCCGUCCUGCGUCAGCCGGAGCUCGGCACAGCCACCGUUUCCUCCAUCCCGACAGCUGAACCUGCCGCCACCGUUGCCUCUGCUGCCUCCACUGCGGACUCUACACCGACGCCGUCCGACAGCGAGGCCGAGGAAUCCUACCUGACCAUUUUAUCGGGAAUGCGGACACCCAGCCGAACUGGGACUGGCGGUGUGCCGAUGCUGGAGACGGUGCAGGAGGCAAGCCCCCUGGGAUCACCACGGGCCCUCGAUGCGGCGUUGGAGAAGCUGGAAACGGCGAGCAUCACGUCCAACGCCAGCAUCUUGACGACGUCGGAGGUGUCGGAGGUGUCGGAGGUGUCGGAAGUGUCCUCCAAUAAGACGAUCCGCGCCAAGCAGCUGUCAGGCCAUGGCCAAGCAGAGAGCGGGAACGAGAGCAGCGUCAGCAGGGCCAACCGCCGUGCUGCCACGACUUCCACGUCUGCGUUACCACCGCUGACGCCACGUCAGUCGUCCAGCACGAUCAGAACUAGCGCUGCCAAGGGAAAGACGGGCGAGGGUGCACAGGCGACGAUGACGGUGGAAACGGAAACGGUGACGUCAAUACCCAACGUGGCUCUCGGGCCUGCAGCCGCCCAAGGCGUCAACGGCAGCCUGCGCGCGCGGCCAAGCACAGAGACGAUUCGGCCAAAGAAGGAGAGAAAGAAGACAAGUCGGAAGCAGUCGGCUGUGACACAGGGAACAGCUGCAGCGACGUCCAAGGCAGACAUCUUCGAGGCCAAGGUUGCCAGCGCCGUCGACGAGGCCAACACAUCGGACUCGGAAGAGACAUUUGUGUACGACUCAAACCCGGCCGACGGCCGAGACCGCCCCCUUCGCUUCCACCACUCGCGCACGCCAAGCGUGACGUCUGUGUCGGUGGCCAACGACCGGAGCGGCAUGCGGUCCAUCCACAGCGUCAUGGAUACGCCUGCGACGGCGACAGUCAAGAAGAGUAUGAAGUUUGUAAACACCUUUGGCAACAGCAGCGGCAACGACAGCGCGCUCGGUGACGACGAGGCCAAGGGCACGGCAGGCCGUGGCAUCGUGGCUGGUUCCGGCCGCGGAACCGUGCGUCUUCACCACCACGUCGGCGGAAGCCACAUUGGCCGAUGGGGUCUCAGCGGUCCCAAGAAUGGACACCAGUCGCUCUUUGACAGCGAGUCGCCAUUUCCGGUCAGCGGCGGCACGAUGCGUGUCAAGCUGCCGCCGGGUGCUAGCGGCAGCAACAGCCUGGGCGUGAGACAGAUGACCGGCCCGGCCAGUCCCCGAGCCACCGGCAGCGUUCGGGGCAACGGCCCCUACUCGAAGCGCGGCCUUGGUGGCAACGGGCUUCCGCACGGAUACGACCUGGACGAGACGUCCGGACGGGUCCAGGACGAGAGGACACCCCUGAUCUCGCCGUCGAUGCGGACUGGACGGAGCGGCCGAGGAUCGCGGCGUCACCACGUGUCGAUGCGUUCGCUGGAACAGCAGUCGUACCGGCCGGCGCCGUCUUUUUUGAAUCGAUUUGCCAGCUGCCUCGUGCUGACGGUAAUGCUGAUGCUGGUGAUCUCGGGAGCUAUCGGCUUCAUGUUUGCCACGUCGCAGCCGCUGGAGGAUAUUGAGCUGGUCAAGAUCAACAACAUCAUUGCCAGCGAGCAGGAGCUGAUGUUUGAUCUGCUGGUACGAGCGCAUAACCCUAACGUCGUCGUCGUCACCGUGGACGCCGCCGACAUGGAGGUCUUUGCCAAGUCGCCGCAUGCCGGGGCAGACUCGGAGUGGUGGCGUCGGCCACACGGAACAGCCGGUAAGCCGGCGCCGUCGGAGAGGGCUGUCGGGAACGACGUUCACACCGACGACGUGGAAAAAGAGCCGCGCGACCAGCCGGACUCGUCGCCGAACUUUUUGCUCGGCAAGUUCACCGAGUUCGACAACGCGCUCUCCUUUGAGGGGUCCUUUUUCCACCACGGCCUAUCGACCUCGCGAGCCGGCAUCCGAAUUCGGCGGCCUGGGAACGGCACCGACGGCGGCUCCGAGCGGUGGGAACGCAUCCUGGAAGACGAGUUCGACCUCAUCGUCAAGGGCGUGCUGCGCUACUCGCUGCCGUUGAGCCAGCGGGUGCGCAGCGCCCUGAUUGAGGGCCGCACGACGGUGAAGCCAAACGCAGCCGAUGGCCCGGCGCUGCAUCCCAACGAAACAGCGACGAUAUCGUGA